UCGAGCCCGUCCCAGGAGCCCGCCCCGGCGCCCACCAUGGCUCCCUCCUACCAGGACAGUUACAGCUACGGACCUCCGACAGAUGCCGGAAGCUACGGUAGCUCUGAGAACAAACAGUAUUACCUGCCCGCUGCCCGCCAGCCUCAGCUCACGGCCACGGCCUGCCAGCCAGGGACUAAAGGACCUUCUGUCCAGCCCAGUGGAGGGUACAGCCAAGCGCAGCCCCUACAGCCAGCAGCCACUGCCACGGCAGGGCAGCCAGCCAACGCCCCAGCCUUGAGCUACACCGAGAACUACACCUACCCACUGGCGACCAGCGUUCUGCCCACGGCCUCUGUCUCCCCGAUGCCUUCCUAUGCCCCGACCUCCUGCAGCCCUGCCUCUGCCCCGGACACGGGUAAGAUGCGUUCCUUUGUACCAGCGGGCACAGGCCAUGCCUCUCGCAACGUCCUCCAAACCAACCCGUCUCCCUAUGUCUGGUUUUUCUCUCUGCUUCCUAGGGCCUGCCUACCCGAGCUAUGA
This is a messenger RNA of Lontra canadensis (Northern American river otter), 522 nucleotides long. RefSeq names its product zinc finger RNA-binding protein 2-like. The record is from RefSeq and is a predicted model, not a curated record. Bases 37 to 522 code for a protein of 161 amino acids. Lineage: Eukaryota; Metazoa; Chordata; Mammalia; Carnivora; Mustelidae. The transcript is spliced from 3 exons.